Messenger RNA from Phoenix dactylifera (date palm), 3374 nucleotides. Its product is annotated as PWWP domain-containing protein 5-like. The record is from RefSeq and is a predicted model, not a curated record. Lineage: Eukaryota; Viridiplantae; Streptophyta; Magnoliopsida; Arecales; Arecaceae.
CCUUUUGGCCUUUGGAGCCUAAGAUUUCGUUCCGGCCGCUGAUACCGUUUUCGUCCGAGCGGCAAAACCGAUACCAGAUUCUCGCUCUCUCUCUCUCUCUCUCUUCCUCGUGGAAGGUUGCAGAAAUUUUUUUAGGGUUUCAAUCUAUGUCUUCAAGUCCCUCGGCCACCCAUGGCCUUGACCUCAACUUCGCCGCCACCGCCGUCGAGAACCAAGAGCUCUCUCCCGAGGCGGCGUCUACUCCCCUGGUUGACGUCCCCGGUGGAUCUGUUUCAGAAACCCUAAGCCGCGCGGAUGGUCCAAAAGCAGGAGACGGAUCGAGUGGUGGACCUAAAGAUGGGGUGUUACUGUUGGGUGGUGGAGACCAGGGUUUUAAUCAGAGGGCGGAGGCGGAGGAUUCCUUUGUGGAUGCAAACCCUGAUUUCGAGGAGGUGGGUGAUGGUGUUGCUGGGAAAGGAGUACAGGAGGCGGAUUCGCGACCUACUGGUGAGACUUUGAUUACAGAGGGGGAUGUUGUUCUGGAAGAUUUGAACUUGGUUGCUUCUGCUGUUGAAGCUGAGAGUUUGGAUAGGAACUUCGUCGAGGAGAAGGCGGGAGAUGAGCGUGGGAGCGGAGAUUUUGUUGCAGCUGAUGUGGGUGUAGUGCAGGGUGUCAACGCAGUUGAAGCAAAGAGCGCAGUGAUGCCUCUGGUUGAUGGGAAGGCGAAGGAUAAGGAUGUUGUUAUGGCUGACGUAGGAUUUGAUGUGGUGAUGGCUGAAAAGAAUGCUGAAGGGGAUUCAAUGUUGGGUGUGGAAAUUAGUGCACCUAAGGUGGUAGAGCUAGCAAACUCUUCUGCUUCCCAAGAUGUUUCGCCUGAUAAUGAUGGUGGCAGCCAAAAAACUGGGGUGGUUCAAAGGUUGGAAGUUGAUGAAAAGGUUCCUCAAGUGAAGGAUAAUAUGGAUGGGUUUGAUAUGGACAGGAGUACUAGUGCUGUCCAGAAUUUGCAAGUCGGUGGACAAGAAAUGUCGAAAAGCAGAGAGAAACAGAGGCGACGGGCUUCAGAUGUGGAGAACAGUCAGCAUGUCAGGUAUUACUAUGCUUUUCAAGAUGAAAAGAAGGAUGGUUUUUCUGUUUCGGAUAUGGUCUGGGGCAAGGUGAGGAGCCACCCAUGGUGGCCUGGACAGAUCUUUGAUCUUUCGGAUGCAUCAGAGAUGGCAUUGAAGCAUGAGAAGAAGGACCACUUUCUGGUAGCAUAUUUUGGAGAUAAAACUUUUGCUUGGUGUGACGAGUCCCGGCUGAAGCCUUUUCAGACAUACUUCUCACACAUGGAGAAGCAGAGCAGCUUGGAUGCUUUUGUGAGUGCUGUUAAUGAUGCCCUGGGGGAAGUCUCUAGGCGCAUAGAGUUGGGGAUGAUGUGCCAUUGUUUCACUGAUGAUGCUCGUGCUGAUAUGAAGCACCAGAAGGUCGAGAAUGCUGGGAUACAGGAUGGGACAUGUGGCCCUGCUGUUGACAGUUCUUUGAUUGCAAGUUCUUUUCAACCUGAGAGAUUCCUUGAAUAUAUUCAAGCAUUAGCUCAGUUCCCAAAUGGAGGAGCUGACGGACUUGAGCUCCUGAUAGUUAAGGCUCAGUUAAGGUCCUUUUAUUGUUCAAAAGGUUAUACUGAACUUCCUGUAUUUGUUACUGGUGGAGGGCUGGAGAGUGAUGUGGAGACUCCACCAUCUAGGAAAAGAAAAUCUGAUUAUGAUCUUGCUGAUCUCUCAACUCCAGUUUCUUCAGAUUCUAUUUCUGGGAAGGGAAAAAGAGGUAGAGGAAGACCUCCGAAGCAGAAAAAUAUUCUGGAGGAUGGUAGAAAGCAGAAGAGCCUGUCAGAGCUGAUGGAAGAGAAAAAUGUUCCUCAUCAUGGAGAUAGUGGUAGAAGUGGAUCUGGAGCUAGAGCAUCUUCCCGUUCAUCGGGUAGGAAAUGUAAAGUUGUUGAUUCUGAUUCUACUGGCUCAAGGAAGGUUAAGAAGAAACGGCUGGACUUAUUAGGGGAUUUAGAAACUAAAUCACGAUCUUCAUCUUCUACAAGAUACUCCAAGGUUGGAGAAUCCGUGCGUCGAGUUGGUACCCAGAUGGCAGGAUCGACCCCUAUCCUUCGUAAGUGCAAUGGUGGAACAUUUCAGAAGAGCCCAGCCAAGGUGAAUGGUAGAGGAGAUGAUGUUGUGGAUGACGCUCAUACUCAUGUGGAGACUCCAAAAGGAAAAAGAGGUGCCUCAAAGGACUUCCCUUCCCCCAGUGAAAUGUUGUCACAGCUCUGCUUGGCUGCUAGGGAUCCCAUGAAGGGAUACAGUUUUCUUACUGUGAUAGUUAGCUUCUUCACUGAUUUUAGGGAUUCACUUGCAUCUAGUUCUUUCAAAGAUAAGAAGCUUGUGGAGGUGGUGAGGGGUAAAAGGGGUAGGAGAAAAUCAACCAACUCUACAUCAGUGUCUUCAGAGAUGUUCCAGCCUGACCUUGUGCAGGAUUCAUAUUGGUCUGAUGUUAUAAUUAGUGAAAGCCCUGAGAAAGAGCCGGUAUCUAGCGACCAGAAAAGAGAAGGAGAAUCUCAGACAAAGAGGCAAAAGAAAAAGAGGAGUCCUGAAGAGCAGCCAUUGCCCUCUGUUCCCUCUGGCCUUGUGUCGGACACUCCGCAACAUUUGCAGGUUGAUUCGGCAAGCGUUGAUAAUGGACAAGAUGUGGCAGCUGAAAGACCAAUGAACAAUUUGGUAGAAAAUACUGAGGAAUGCAUGCCAACUGCUCUGAUUUUGAGUUUUACUGAGUCAGAUGCGCUUCCUUCUGAAAGCGAUCUCAUCAGUAUAUUUGGUCGCUAUGGAUCUCUUAGGGAAGCAGAGACAGAAGUUCUGACAACAGCAAACCGUGCCAAAGUUGUCUUCAAGAGGCGUGCUGAUGCAGAAGUAGCUUUCAGUAGUGCAGGAAAAUACAGCAUCUUUGGACCAGCUCUUGUCAGCUAUCGGCUCAGGUACUUGUCAGCGACAUCAAAAAAUUCUCCAAAUAGCACUCCACAAGGCAAAAAUGAUGUGUUUCCCUCUGAAGGUGUCAAUCUAGAGGUUUCAGCACAAGAAGAUCCCAGGGCAGUGGAUGACAUGCAUGCUGAACCACAGAGCAAUGGAUCAUCUGAGUGAGCUGUUUGAGUUGAGUGAGGAAACUGUUAGGAUUAUGGUCAAAUAUUUUUCUGCUUUAUAGAGUAAUGCCAAUUGACUUGUUUCUCAGUCUAGGAAUACUUUAUGCUUUAGAGUAAUACAAAUGUUUACUGUAUAAAGAUGUAAGCUGAUCUUUUUAUGUAAAAGAUUUACCUUUCCUGACUUGCUAAGUUUUGAACAUUCUACUAUAUGCCAGUGCUUCUAGUGAUCCUUGAGUUC